This is a messenger RNA of Achroia grisella, 512 nucleotides long. RefSeq lists its product as uncharacterized. The transcript has a single exon. The record is from RefSeq and is a predicted model, not a curated record. Lineage: Eukaryota; Metazoa; Arthropoda; Insecta; Lepidoptera; Pyralidae. The coding region runs from base 1 to 180 and encodes 59 amino acids.
AUGACGAGAUCCAACAAAGGAAAUCUUCAUGUGGUAGAGGAAUUAUACAAUCAAAUACCAGAAUUUACGGAUGUAUUCUCAGAGGACACAUUCUAUAUCUUUGUUAUAUGUUUUGUUCUAUCUACCAUACUAGUUGCUUUUAUUUUAUCUAGAUUUAUAACUAUCAAGCCUGUAGAAUAAUUUACCAUUUAAUGUCAUUGUUAUAAUAAAAACAUAUGUAAUACAAGUUCUUUUGAUUACCAAUAUUAUAGCUUUUUUAAAUAGAUGAAUAUCUAAUGGUGCAAUUGGCUGCCUUAACAUUAUAUGACGAUGGAAGAUGAUAGAAAGAGGAUGAAAUCAGGUUGAUUAGUAUUUCAUAUUAAAUUAACUAGGAUGGUAUCCAGUGAGCAACCCGGGAUGUAGGUGGCAACACAUGCCCAUGCCACGGGCGGGCAAUUGUAAUUUGGCAGAUCAAUACACAUUUUUGACGCCCCUUUGAGAACUUGACCUCUGAAAGACGGAAGUUAAGUAAA